Carassius gibelio (silver crucian carp) is the source of this 3590-nucleotide messenger RNA. Its product is annotated as inosine-5'-monophosphate dehydrogenase 1b-like. The transcript is spliced from 15 exons. Gene Ontology annotation, biological process: GTP biosynthetic process. Gene Ontology annotation, cellular component: cytoplasm. Bases 338 to 2083 code for a protein of 581 amino acids. Gene Ontology annotation, molecular function: IMP dehydrogenase activity. The record is from RefSeq and is a predicted model, not a curated record. NCBI's taxonomy places the organism in Eukaryota, Metazoa, Chordata, Actinopteri, Cypriniformes, Cyprinidae.
GAUUCAAAGGUGGGAAUAUCUCCACGGUGACAUCCUGGUCUCCAUGUGAGCAGGUGCGUAGAACAUGGAUCCACAGUUCCUGGGAACUCGCUUGCCCUGGCUAUGAGCUCAGUCAAAGCAAAACGGACCGCUCACCUUGACAAACACAAACAACCACUGGACUCUUUUACUCUGGAUUUACAGCUAGAUAGAUCACUUUAGUAGUUAUAUACUUUGCAUUCCAUUCUUGAAUCUGAAUCUUUGAUCCAUAAUUGUUUUGGAAAGGAUUCAGAGAACAUCAUUUGAAUUUUCAAAAGACCACAAGGACUGGCUUGAACUGGUUGGAUCUGUUUUGGAAAUGAACAGUGCACAGACUUUAUCCUUUAACAGGACGGAGAUGGGAGAGAUUCCAGAAAACUUCCAAGAACAGGAGCUGAACCAUGAGAACACCACAGAAUGUUCUCCCAGUGGCUUCCCGGGGGUUCCUCAUGUGUGCGGACACGAGUCUGCAGCCCAGCGCUACACAGCAACACGCUUACUAGCAGGUUUUCCAGACAGUAUGGCAGACUAUCUGAUAAGUGGAGGAACGGGCUAUAUCCCUGAUGACGGACUGUCUGCCCAGCAGCUUUUUUCAGUUGGAGAUGGUCUCACCUACAAUGACUUCCUGAUCUUGCCUGGCUUCAUCGACUUCACCUCGGAUGAAGUGGACCUGACCUCAGCAUUGACCAAGAAGAUCACACUGAAGACCCCACUCAUCUCCUCUCCUAUGGAUACGGUUACCGAAUCCUCAAUGGCCAUUGCCAUGGCACUGAUGGGAGGAAUUGGCAUCAUUCAUCAUAACUGCACACCAGAGUUUCAGGCCAACGAGGUGCGCAAAGUGAAGAGGUUUGAACAGGGUUUCAUCACUGAUCCAGUGGUCCUGAGUCCUCGUCACACUGUAGCUGAUGUACUUGAAGCAAAAGUUCGACACGGAUUCUCUGGAAUCCCCAUAACGGAGACGGGCAAGAUGGGCAGCAAACUAGUCGGCAUCGUUACAUCACGGGACAUCGAUUUCCUGUCCGAGAAAGACAAUAACAAACCCCUUGAGGAGGCCAUGACUAAAAGAGAGGAUCUUGUAGUCGCUCCUGCUGGUGUCACACUAAAAGAGGCCAAUGAUAUCCUGCAACGCAGCAAAAAAGGUAAACUACCCAUUGUAAAUGACAAGGAUGAAUUGGUGGCCAUAAUAGCCCGCACAGACCUGAAGAAGAACAGGGACUAUCCUCUGGCCUCCAAAGACUCCCGCAAACAGCUGCUGUGUGGCGCUGCCAUCGGCACCCGUGAUGACGACAAAUACCGCCUGGACUUGCUCACGCAGUCUGGGGUGGAUGUGGUGGUUCUGGAUUCGUCACAAGGCAAUUCGGUAUACCAGAUAGAUAUGAUCCAUUACAUUAAGCAGAAGUACCCAGAUCUGCAGGUUGUGGGAGGAAAUGUGGUUACAGCUGCUCAGGCGAAGAACCUGACAGAUGCAGGGGUGGAUGCUUUGAGAGUGGGAAUGGGCUGUGGUUCUAUCUGCAUCACACAGGAAGUCAUGGCGUGUGGGCGGCCUCAGGGCACCUCCGUGUAUAAGGUGGCAGAGUACGCUCGGAGGUUUGGGGUGCCGGUCAUCGCAGACGGGGGCAUCCAGACGGUCGGCCAUGUGGUGAAGGCACUGUCUCUGGGGGCAUCGACAGUGAUGAUGGGAUCUCUGCUGGCCGCCACCACAGAAGCUCCGGGCGAGUAUUUCUUUUCCGAUGGGGUGCGACUGAAGAAAUACAGAGGCAUGGGCUCACUAGAUGCCAUGGAGAAAAACGCCAGCAGCCAGAAACGAUACUUCAGCGAGGGUGAUAAGGUGAAGGUGGCUCAGGGAGUGUCAGGUUCGGUGCAGGACAAAGGCUCCAUCCAUAAAUUUAUCCCAUACCUCAUAGCUGGAAUCCAACACGGCUGCCAAGACAUUGGUGCAAAAAGCCUCUCUGUGCUUCGGUCCAUGAUGUAUUCUGGAGAGCUGAAGUUCGAGAAGCGGACCGUGUCUGCUCAGGUGGAGGGUGGCGUUCAUGGACUUCACUCUUACGAGAAACGUCUCUACUAAUGGCGCAGCCAGAACACUGAAGAGAAGCAGCGACCAAACACUUCAGACAAAUCCUAGAACUCACCCCUCUCUGCCAGCACCCCGUUCUCCGCUCUUCACCGUUCCUCCGUCACGACCACCACAGUGAGAGAUGGAGAAAAGAAGUGUUAAAUGAGUUUGAGAACAGGACCACAAACUAAUUCAGUACCCCCAAAAAAACAUGGCGGUUUUGCACUCAAGGGAGCUUCAGGGUUAGCAAAAAGCUGCUCGUUUGUGUUUUUGCAUCUGCGUUUAUGAGCAGACUGGCAAAUGCAGGGUGGCAUUUGCAGCGAAUACUCUCAAAAAACCUGAUUCUGCAACCAUGUUGAUGUUUUCAAGUGUCUUUUUAGUUGGCAUCGGUGUCUAUAUCACCAUAUCCACCUGCAAAAUGAUGACUGCCUUCGAACCUAGUUCUCCAACUAUAAUCGAGGCAAUCUUUUCUGUAGUAGAUUUGUAACUACUGAAGAUGCGGCACGAUUAUAUUUGUUAUUUUAGAAGGCAGAGGCACAAAAUUGAUGUCAAUUUUAUAAUAGUUAAAUGUCUAUUGUAUUAUCGGUGGAAAAGGUUUCUCUACAUGCACUAUCCCGCGUACUAUAACUGUGGGUACGAUUCAUCCUGAAAAUAAUUAUACCAAAACCGAUAUCUGUAGAAAUACAUACUUGCUCUGAGAGUGAUGAUAAUGUGUCCAGGCUAUUUUUUUGACCCAAAAGCUGGAACUUAUACCGAAGGGUUUGAUGAUAAUCAAGGUCAAUUAUGGAUGACUUUUAAUGCAGCCUUUGAGGAAUUUUAACAAAGGACAGUAAUUAUGGGAUCUGUGUUCAUGCAGUUGUGACUCUGAGUGCUGUACAGGUAUGACGAGUUUUCAUUUGCAUGCUGCAGUUUUCUUUAAGUGAUGGUAUCGUUUAUAUUAUAUACAUAACUGCCAAGCGCAUUUUUUGUUAACUUUGACUAUUUAAUCUUUUAUGAAAGAGCUGUGAGUAUCCUGGUCUAUCUCCGGUCUUCUGCCCUACAGCUUUGCGUGUUGUGUUAACCUGUGACAUGCCUUGAAUUAGUUUAGUAAAUGAAGGACACAUUUGUCUUAACACAAAACAUGCCACUCAUUCCUGACAGAUCCUGUGGCUUCAUACAACUGCCAAAUGAAGCAUGACAACCAUAUGAAUUUAAAUGAGUGUUUCUGUAAUACAUUUUCCGUACUAUUUGUUUAUGCCAAUUUUUCUUUCUUUUUUUUCGUACAAAUCAUGCAUUCUUUAUCUUAGCAUUAAAUGUGUGCAAUUAUCCCAGCUGUACAAAAUACUCCAUGUAACGAUGUACAAAAGACAUACUUGUCAUUCUUUACAUCAGCUUGAUGUUGUUUGUGUUACUUUGCCCACAGUCACCGUCUCUGACAACUCAAGAGCCAAGUUUGUUUACCGCAGUGUACUCAACUGAGGCUGCAUAUCCUGUUCAGUAUUGAUGAAAAAAAGACAUAAAUAAAAAUACUUAUCAGUUA